Molecule: messenger RNA, 1116 nt
Organism: Penicillium hordei
Lineage: Eukaryota; Fungi; Ascomycota; Eurotiomycetes; Eurotiales; Aspergillaceae
Product: MFS transporter
Exons: 6
Coding region: 1-1116 (371 amino acids)
Biological process (GO): transmembrane transport
Cellular component (GO): membrane
Molecular function (GO): transmembrane transporter activity
Source: RefSeq, a predicted model, not a curated record
AUGUCUACAUCUGUCGAACACAGCAAAUCUCAGGAUCUGCACUCUGAGGAUAUCGCCAGAUAUAUCAUUGUCGGAGACGCUGAGAAGAAGCUCGUCCGAAAGAUUGAUCUUCAUUUGAUGCCUUCAAUCUUUAUUCUAUAUCUUUUCUCCUACAUAGAUAGAUCGAACAUUGGCCUUGCAAACAUCGCCGGAAUGGAAGAGGACUUGCACCUCACAUCACACCAAUGCUAUAUAGCCGUGAUAGUAUGGAUCAUUGGCUAUACUAUCUCUGCAGUACCAUCCAACAUGAUUCUCUCUCGAACUCGCCCAUCGGUUUUCCUUCCAAUAAUCACGUUUGCAUGGGGACCUGUCGCGGCCUUGAUAGGAGCCGUCCGUAACCAGAGCCAACUAAUAACCCCAAGAUUCCUUCUUGCGGUCUUUGAAGUAGGGUUUAGUCCAGCCGUGAUCUUCUUAAUCUCUACCUGGUAUCGAAAGAACGAGCAAUCUAAACGGCUCAGCGUCUUCCUGACCGCAGGAAUACUUUCCGGAGCCUUCGGUGGUGUAAUAUCAGGAGCCAUCACAUCGAUAUUAGACGGCGCACACAGUACCCGCGGCUGGAGAUGGCUUUUCAUAGUCGAAGGAGUCGCAACUGCCGGAAUAAGCCUGAUCGUCCACGGGACUCUACUAGACUACCCACACAGCAGUCGGGGACUAUCCCCCGAAGAACGAAAGCUAGCCCAACAGAGACUCAUCAAAGACGGAAUCGCCGACCAAGGCGACUCAAGAAAUCAGAAUACCUCUAUCUUUAUACUAUUGCUAAAAGCACUCUCAAACUGGCGAACCUGGGUACUGGCCCCGGGGUACAUGGCCCUUGUGGGAGCUGGGGCAAUCCCAUACUUCUAUCCCACGAUACACAUCCACCACAGCGCAGUACAUGACAGCUCCACUCUAUAUCGCCUCACUAACUGCCGCUAUCCGAUUUGCUGGUUCGCUGACCACAAACUCCAUACUAGGGGACAGCUAUUGGUGGGCACUAUGAUAGUCGGGAUGGUGUUCUUCGCUCUUACGGCGGGUAUUCGAAAUUAUACUGCGCGAUAUGUAUUUCUGUGCUUCCUUAACAUGACGCUCUGGACGUGA